This is a messenger RNA of Gadus macrocephalus (Pacific cod), 3738 nucleotides long. Its product is annotated as G-protein coupled receptor 22-like. The record is from RefSeq and is a predicted model, not a curated record. Bases 2025 to 3359 code for a protein of 444 amino acids. Gene Ontology annotation, cellular component: membrane. NCBI's taxonomy places the organism in Eukaryota, Metazoa, Chordata, Actinopteri, Gadiformes, Gadidae. Gene Ontology annotation, molecular function: peptide binding; G protein-coupled receptor activity. The transcript is spliced from 4 exons. Gene Ontology annotation, biological process: G protein-coupled receptor signaling pathway.
AGAGAGGGAGAGGGGAGGAGGGGAGACAGAGAAAUACUGGGAGAGUAGGAGAGCGGCAGAUCUUGAAUCAGCAGAGAGAGGAACGAGCACAACUGAGAGUUCUGACGCGCGGGCUCCUGUCUCCUAGGACAGGACAGGGUAUAACACACAAACGGCACAAACGAAGAUCAAGGACAAGAUUUCCCAGACAUCUCCUCCAGGACGUGACUGAAUGGAGUUGUACUUCUUUAUUUCCCCCCCCCCCCCAGCUCGUUAUUGAGUACGGCGACACAGAAGAAGAAGCAGAAGAGAGGGGACAUCUGUUGUCAAUUGAAAUGCUUCUCACAUGUCAAUCCAUACCCCGUCUGGACUCCGCCGGGUACGCUGCUGGAGUACGCAGGGGGACGAGAUGAGACGCUCGGUUCUGACUGCUCAGACUGUUUUACGGUGCCCGAAGACGGCAGACACAGCGUGUUGCGCGGAGCAGCCACGGAGCAUCUCCGUGUAGCCGGCAUGGUCUCCAAAUGAGCUGCGCUGGGCUGCAACAGAAAGGACAGAGGAUCUCAUGGAAAUGCGUGUCGCUCUUUGCCGAGACCCUUGCGUGCAUCGGCGAGACGACGCGUCACGCGUCUUUUCAACUUUCCCCUCUCUCUCCUGCUCGUGAGGAAAACCGUCUACUGAUUCUCCGACGAGCCAGCCCGGUCUCUCUCCAUUCUGCCCUCAUCCAAGCACGUCAAACGAUACGCAAAACGCCCUUCUGCAACUACAAAAAGGACCCUGAAAGGGAUGACCCCUGGACACGCACGCACACAAGAGAGAAUUUCCUCUGAGCUCGAGGGACGAUGACCAGGAUUUGCGAAGGUCAAAGCGGUUGGGAGGUCAAACGCGAAAUGACUUGUGCUUGAUUGACACGCCGUGUAAAGGCCUGGUGGAGAUUGGUGAAGAGUGAGACUGAUGAGACACUUUGAGAGCAUCGGCCUGCUCUUCUCAUCGUGGUUCCCAAGGGGGGACAUGGGCCCUGCGUCCUGCCAGGAUAAUCUCACAUGUCUUGGGCUGAUACUGGACCAAAACAACAAUAUGCAUCUGCGGUGUCAAUCUUCCUUGGAUAACUAACUGACUUGGCUCUUGGUUUGGAGUACACACUAAUGGAUGUAGGUGGAUUUCCUUAAAAAUCCACCAAAAAAAGAAAGAAGAAGAAUAAAAGACUGCUUUCCGCCCAGGGGCGACAGUCUGACUUCAAAAACACAGAUUUGGAUUGUACGACGCAUUUGUGUGCAUUUGGAUUCCACCCGUGCUGAAGCGGAAAGGGGGGGGCUUGUGUCUCUUUAGUACUGCAUGUUGGCCGGGUAUCUCGCCUGCCUGGGAAUACCACGGGUUUAUAAACAGGAGAUAGCGGAGACGGUUUAUCCCCAAUCCACUCAUCUGUCAACGCUCCCAGCGUCGCCAAAACAAACACAUCCGUACGGAGAGCGGGAGAGGGGGAAAAAAAAACAAAAGAAAGAGCGCGGAGGACAUUGAGCACUGCCUUGCACAUUUCCCUCGGAGCUCGGCAAUCUGGUGGCGGGGAGAGUACUCACGGCUGGGUUACUUUCUAAAGCAUCACCCCCUCUCUGUCAUCGUUACUCUGGUGCACGACAGGUGCCUCUCUGGCAGGUUCUCCCCCUGGGAGGCGAGUGAAAAAAACACAGAGAGAUACCGUAGAAAACAAAUAAGUCUGGCAGAGAGAGAGAGAGAGAGAGAGAGAGAGAGAGAGAGAGAGAGAGAGAGAGAGAGAGAGAGAGAGACAGAGGGAUAGAAGGCCCUGGGCACAGGGCUGGUCCCCCUCCUCUGGCUGCGUCAGAGGGGUGAUGCUGUUCUCGGUGGAGCUAACAUGGGAUCUCUGGUUUAGUCCCGCUGCACAGGGGCCCAGAUAGAGCCGGAACAUAGGAACCCCCCUGUGGAGCGUGUGUCAAACUGUGACGACUUGAUGUGUUUGGACCCACCUGUUCACACACUGCUGUGUCAAAGAUUAAGAAGGAGCUUUGAAUGUCAAUAAGCUAAGGAGAAUGCAUAUUUCCCUCCGUCUAGAAGAAGACGCCACCAUGAGCAACGUCACCGUCACCGACAACACCGCGCCCAUCGGCCGGACGGCCGGCCCCGCCGCCUCCUACCCCUACCCCUUCCCCGUCGGCUUCCAGGUGUCCCUCACCGGCUUCCUCAUGCUGGAGAUCGUGCUGGGCCUGAGCUCCAACCUCACCGUGCUGGCCCUGUACUGCAUGAAGUCCAACCUGAUCAGCUCCGUCAGCAACAUCGUCACCAUGAACCUCCACGUGCUGGACGUGCUGGUGUGCGUGGGCUGCAUCCCCCUCACCAUCGUGGUGCUGCUGCUCUCGCUGGAGGGCGACACGGCGCUGCUGUGCUGCUUCCACGAGGCCUGCGUCUCCUUCGCCAGCGUGGCCACCGCCGCCAACGUGCUGGCCAUCACGCUGGACCGCUACGACAUCUCCGUCAAGCCCGCCAACCGCGUGCUGACCAUGGGCCGCGCCCUGGCCCUGCUGGCCGCCGUGUGGGUGCUGUCCUUCGUCAGCUUCCUGGUGCCCUUCGUGGAGGUGGGCUUCUUCGCCGGCGGCCAGGCCGAGCUCAACCAGACGCUGGUGGAGACCAUGGUGCACACCAGCCAGUGCUACACCGAGCUGGGUCUGUACUACCACCUGCUGGCCCAGAUCCCCAUCUUCUUCUUCACCGUGGUCGUGAUGCUCGUCACCUACUCCAAGAUCCUGCAGGCGCUCAACAUCCGCAUCGGCACCCGCUUCCAGACCUCGCAGAAGAAGAAGGCGCGCAGGAAAAAGUGCCCGUCGACCGCGGCGGCGACGGCGGCGGCGCAGCACGACGGCCCCGACGCCACCGCCGCCGCCCCGCCGAGCACCGGGAGCCGCAUGCCGGCGCUGGGCAUGCGCACGUCCGUGUCGGUGAUCAUCGCGUUGCGGCGCGCGGUCAAACGCCACCGGGAGCGGCGGGAGCGGCAGAAGCGCGUCUUCCGGAUGUCCCUGCUGAUCGUGUCCACCUUCCUGUUGUGCUGGACACCCAUCACGGCGCUGAACACGGUCAUCCUGAGCGUGGGCCAGAGCGACCUGACGGUCAAGCUGCGGCUGGGCUUCCUGGUCAUGGCGUACGGGACCACCAUCUUCCACCCGCUGCUCUACGCCUUCACCCGGCAGAAGUUCCAGAAGGUGCUGAAGAGCAAGAUGAAGAAGCGGGUGGUGUCCAUCAUCGAGGCCGACCCCCUGCCCAACAACGCCAUCAUCCACAACUCUUGGAUCGACCCCAAGAGGAACAGAAAGGUGACGUUUGACGACAAAGAGGCCCGGCAGAAGUGCCUGUCCUCGGAGGACGUGGAGUGAGGGAAGCUUCAGGGCGAGGCCGAGUGUUGUAUAAAAGGAGGACUUUCAUUUACAUCAGGUAGUGAUGCGAAAAAGGGAAACACUUUUAUCCAAAGCAGUCGUGUACAUAGUAUGUGUAUUAGAAGUGUACAAAUAAACAGACAGAUCAUAAUUUAUUACUAUUUAUUGAAAAACAACAAAAGUAGAUUUCAUAGAUACACAAUAAAUAUACUGUACUGUACUGUAGAUAUUGCAUGGCUUUUUGUAAUGGUAGCAAUACACAGCACAUGUGUGUACAUACAAAAAAACGUGUACAGUAUAAGAAUAAUUAGGGAAACGUAUAAAGAACUAGAAGUUGUUAUGUAUAUGUAUAUUUAUAAUAAAUUGUGUCUUCACUUAA